AUGUCACUGGCGAACUAUUUCCUUCUUAUUUCGAUAUUUUUUUAUAUCGGCAGUUUGAAAUUGACAGCAGAUUGCCCGAGAAAAUGCGAACAGAGCAGAGGAAGUAUUAGUAAAACGGGUAUCAAAGAUCGUGCUAUGCAAGGACACAGCUUUAAAAAUUAUACGCUGUCGAAACCGUAUGACUGUCAUGUAAAAUGCUUCGAAGAGAGAUGCAAAUGCCAGGCGUACCAAAUGAGACAAAAUCGAUGCGAGUUGCUGGAUGAUGACAGGAUUUCAGCCCCUGAAGACUUUCUGGAGGAAAAGGAGUAUACGUACUAUGAUAUGAAUAGAGAAUACGUCGACCACCAGGUAACGAAUCAAUCUUGUCAAAUCUUGUCCCGGCUUUGCUAAUGGAAAAAAAAAGGAACGGAGAGUCGUUUUGACGAAUUCUGUCAAGAUUCUUCUUAAUAAGAGUAGCGAUUGCAUUUCGUCUUUAUAUUCAUUUUUAAGUCGUCACUGAACUAGUUCAGUUUAUUAUAAUAAUAAAACGAUAUUCCAGUGUUUUGUAACAGGCUUAAACAUAUCUCAGUUUUAAAAUUCCUCUUUUAAUAAUUAAUUUGGUAAUUUAAAGUAUUUUUUCUUAAAUUCCAGCAUCCUCGUUUCGUGAGAGACCCCUUUACGUCUUCUUGUUUGAAAUUGAGAACUUUUGAUUAAACUACCCGUCAUGGUACAUGUUGUUCGAAUCGUGAAAGUUUGGAUGAAUGAACAACAUCUGAAACUCACUUCAAUUAACUCCUCUCUUUCCUUUCUUAUUUCGUGACAUGAGACUGACUAUAAAAAACAACACGGAAGGAAAAAAAAAAAAACUUUAUUGAUUAUUCUUUUGCAUGCUUGACGCAUGAACUGAAUUAAAAAGGAGGUACGGGCGCCGAGAUCUUUCCAAACCUGCCUAUAUUGUUGAUAGUUUAUCAAGGAAUUUGGUUCAGUAGACAAAAUACUUUGGAGUUUGCAUGCGAGUGAAAUUUGGCAAGUCUAAAAGCGGAGCUUCCAUUCGAAAAAUGUAAUAAUUUUAAUUAUACACAAUACAAAAGCCGGAGAGGGUCGAGCCAAUAAUAAUAUUAUCGUUAUGAACACUUUUAACAUACUCUCCCGUUGUACUAUAUUAGACAUGUGCAAAGAGGGCUGAUAAAGAGCAACCACUCAUUUACCAGUGCUGUAAUCAGAAUCCAUGCGCCAAUGGAGGCACCUGCACUGUGUUAUGCGAAGACACUAAAAACAAGUUCAACUGCACAUGCGCUGUGGAAUAUUACGGCAGAUUGUGUCAAAAACGAAGAGCAACAUCUUGCAAAGAGCAGCUGCAGAAAAACAGAGGGAGCAGGUCCAGAGUCUAUCAACUGUUUGACUCAAAGACUAUAUCCUUGUACGAGGUCUUCUGUGAUGCUAAUUCUGAAAAAGGAUUCGUUUGGACGCUUAUCGAAUCUUUCAGCCGUCGCAAUAAAAACGAAUUUGCGAAGAAACCGUUUUACAAGGGCUAUCCGAUAACUCAGGACGCUUUUACAUGGAGCAAGUUUCGGUUAUCAUUGCCACGUAUGAUAGUCACAGCAAACCGCUCAACGCACGUGCGAGCAACGUGCAACUUUAACACUGAAGAACUUCAAUACAGAGAUUACUUCAGGGCCAAGUUAAGCGAAAUCGAUGUUAUGCGCCUGAAUUUUGAUGGAUGCAAAAAAUACGAAUUUAUUAGCAUCCGAGGAUAUAAUUGUACUAAUUGCACCGCUCACUUCGUCCAAAGGGAUUUUUGGCAUGCGCAUACUGAUUCGCAUUGGGCUCCAUCGAUAGCGUGUCAGUUUACCAGCCCAUCCGGAGAUGCCGUGAAGUCAGACGGAGGCGAAGAUAAUUUCGGAUUUUAUAAAGCAGUCAAUCCAGUUCACAGAUGUGUAUCGAAUGAUGAUUCGACCACUCAGUGGUGGUUUGGAGAGCAUUGCUAG
Molecule: messenger RNA, 1967 nt
Organism: Porites lobata
Lineage: Eukaryota; Metazoa; Cnidaria; Anthozoa; Scleractinia; Poritidae
Source: the annotation of a GenBank genome assembly